Lineus longissimus is the source of this 2672-nucleotide messenger RNA. RefSeq names its product ankyrin repeat domain-containing protein 17-like. The transcript is spliced from 2 exons. The record is from RefSeq and is a predicted model, not a curated record. Gene Ontology annotation, molecular function: protein binding. NCBI's taxonomy places the organism in Eukaryota, Metazoa, Nemertea, Pilidiophora, Heteronemertea, Lineidae. Bases 115 to 1635 code for a protein of 506 amino acids. Gene Ontology annotation, cellular component: cytoplasm; nucleus.
CAGUCGAGGUGAAUAUUAUAACGCAUGCGGUGAGCGGAUCUCGAUUUAUAACCUCAAUAAUAGACCUACAUAGGCCAGUAGGUCAUCCAUCUACAUACCCGAUGCCUUCAAGAUAUGCUUACCGUAUACUACAGUGUAUUGGAUAUAGGCAUUUCAUUGAUUAAACAUUUCGUGAGGUUCAUGUACACUGAUGUACCGGUAAAUAUCAACAUGGAGGCGAGCGGUAUAGAAAUGUCAGAGAAAGUAGAAAGAAUCGAGGCCAUGUUCACUGCAAUUAAGGAAGGCCAGGCAGGAGAGGUCGAGGCCCUCGCUAAGCUUCUCACUGACAUCAACAUAAAUGACCUGGAAGAACUCGAGCAAUACCGGUGUUAUGAUACUCCACUCACUCUUGCAAUCAAGCAGCAGAAUACAGAGAUUGUGAAGGUUCUUCUUGACAAUGGCGCAUCUCCUAAAGCAGAGGAUGGUUAUAAGUAUGAUACUCCGCCAAUGCACCAUGCUGUUAUGACCAAGAGUGUUGAGAUGGUCAAAAUGCUCAUCGAAUUUGGUGCUCUCGUAGAUGACGUGGACAGUUCCCGUCGUACUCCUUUGGUGGUUGCAUGCAGAAAUGGCGACUUGGAUAUGGUACGAUUCCUUCUAAACCGAGGAGCGAACAUGGAACAUGUCACAAAAUACGAAGAAAUCCCCUUAAACCUCAGGAUGCAUUUUGAUUAUUCGACACGGGAGUUUCUAGACAGGCGAAUCGAACCAUGGAAUUCGAAUACCCCUCUGAUCGAGGCGUGCCGUUUUAGGCACCUCCAUGUUGUCAAUGAGCUUAUCGAGCGAGGGGUGGAUAUCAAUAAUACACCGCGGGCGGGGAAGACAGCGCUGCUCGUCGCGGCAUACUGCGAGACCCCAGAACCUUAUCAUUUUGCCUUGGAUGACAGCGCGAAGUUCAACAUCAUGCCCACAUGUCCACCAAUCCUGAGAUUGCUUAUUGAGAAGGGUGCAGACGUAUCCGUCCGUAACGAAUUCGGGGAGACGGCGUUGAGAAGAGUGUUGGUACAGAUCUGUACUAUAUCACGCUAUACUCAUCCGACUGAAUACGUCGCGCAGAGUUUACAGUAUUAUUUCAUGAACUUUUGUCUCUUAGUCAAAUCAGGUUGCCCUCUCGACCUUUCGUACGUGAUCGACCUCGAUACUCGCCCGCACAUUGAAGACGAACAAGAUGUCGAAACACUGCAUAUUCUAUCAGAAGCCUACUCUGCGAUAAAACCCGUAGCUAACAAGAUUGAUCUGGAUGAAGUGUACAUCAGCGCCAUGACCGCUGCUGUACUCUCGGGUCUAAAGCCUGAAAAGGACGCCAUAGCUGCCAUUGAGGAGCGCCUACAGAUCUCCAAAACUAAAGACAGUGUUCUGAGUUUGCUGAAAGUGGUUAUGAAUGAAGGAUACACCCUGCGCCAAUUAUGCCAAAUCAGAUUAAGUAAGUUGAUAAGGUGCCCUCUCUUGACCAACGUCAUGUCAAGGGAUUUCAAGCUGCCCAUAUUCUUGAAGAAGUGUAUCUUAUUGGACUGUGAUGUGCCGACGAACAGCUGGUUUGAUGAACCUUUUGAUACGAAAUAUCCUGGCUACGGACCCUUGGAACUACCUUGGCCAUAAACCUAUUCAAGUUGCUAGCUGACAGUGCUUGCAUGGUCGUAGAAAGCACUAACAACAUAGACCGCAGAUCUGAUAUGUUGUUACAAAAUGAUAAAACAGAUAAAACAGCUGGUUUGAUGAACCUUUUGAUACGAAAUAUCCUGGCUACGGACCCUUGGAACGGCCUUGGCCAUAAACCUAUUCAAGUUGCUAGCUGACAGUGCUUGCAUGGUCGUAGAAAGCACUAACAACAUAGACCGCAGAUCUGAUAUGUUUGUUACAAAAUGAUAAAACAGAUAAAACAGCUGGUUUGAUGAACCUUUUGAUACGAAAUAUCCUGGCUACGGACCCUUGGAACGGCCUUGGCCAUAAACCUAUUCAAGUUGCUAGCUGACAGUGCUUGCAUGGUCGUAGAAAGCACUAACAUAGACCGCCGAUCUGAUAUGUUUGUUACAAAAUGAUAAAAUAAAGCACGUUGCAAAACUGAUUACAUAUUUGCAAAAGUUUUAAAGAAGAUUCACUGGCAUGUAACAUUGUGUAACUUCAUGCCAGUGUAAUGUUUUGACUGAUUCCAUUUUUUAGUAGUUUCCCUUGUUUGAACGCAUGUUUUCUAGCAGAUUGUUCACAGUAUAACGCCGCUAAUUGACAAUGUUCUUAUAUCUUCUCAUCACGCCAUGUGUGGUAUUUUCUUGCCAGUUCGUCGCUCCACCUAACACCAUUGAGGCCUCAAUCCACAGUUGAGGCUAGACACUCUCCUCAUUCGUUCCAGCAGCAUCUUCGACAGCCCAUCAGCCGUGGGGCGGCGCUCGGGGACAACAUUCAUACACUUUUUCACAACAUCGUUCAAAUGCAACUUAAAGGCUUUCGAUAACAUACCGAGAAUGUAGCCCAAAGCGUAAAUAUCUGACUUCUUAGAGACGUUUUCUCCGGUGUAGAGUUCUGGCGCAAGGUGUUCGAAUCGUCUAUCAUCAGCCAUUUCAAAAGGCGUUGCUGCACUCUUCAUAACAGAUAUUCCGAAGUCAAUAACAUAAGGCAUCCACUGUCUCUCUUCCCGCCGC